CUCUCGGGCAUCAGUUAAGGUAGCCUGAUCUGGACAACCCCUCGCUGAGACUUCUAGUCUUCAGUUCCACCUAAUCCACUUAUUAACGUCUGGAGAUGGGUGUUAUCCCCAGUUCACGGAUGAGACGACCUGCACAGCCCAACACAGACAUGAACUAACAGCAAUUGUGAAUCACAACGAGAGUUUGUCGACGGCUACCUUAAGACAGUAAUAUUUAAUACAGUUAAUCCUUUGUAUAGAGCAUUUCACCCUAUGAGUAAUGAAAGAGGCUUUGAGAAUGUAGAGCUGGGAGUCAUCGGUAAGAAGAAGAAAGUUCCAAGGCGGGUCAUCCACUUCGUCAGUGGCGAGACCAUGGAAGAGUACAGCACCGAUGAGGACGAAGUGGACGGCCUGGAGAAGAAAGAGGUGCUGCCCACUGUGGACCCGACAAAACUUCCCUGGGGCCCCUACUUGUGGUUUUACAUGCUCCGGGCUGCCACGUCAACCCUCUCAGUGUGUGACUUUCUUGGAGAGAAGAUUGCAUCUGUUUUGGGCAUCAGCACCCCCAAAUACCAAUAUGCCAUUGAUGAGUAUUACCGGAUGAAGAAGGAGGAGGAGGAGGAGGAGGAAGAAAAUAGGAUGUCUGAAGAAGCAGAAAGACAGUACCAGCAAAACAAGAGGCAGGCUGAUUGCACUGUACAGACAGAUCAACCGGAGACGGUGGUGGCCAGCUCAUUUGUGAACAUCAACUUUGAAAUGGAGGAGGGCUGUGGAGGACUCCAGGAGAGCAAAGAGCAGGCGGCCUCUGUCCCACCGUAGAACGAAAGGACUGUAUAGAGAGUGCUACCCUAAAGCUCAAUCAGGAACUCUUCACAUCUUAUUUAGUGGGGCUUGAAACAACUAUUUAUAUUUUAAAUUAUUAGGGGAAAAUCUUUCUUUGUUCUUAUGCUUUGUCUGUCACAGUCAGAUCUGAAGUUGGGAUGUUUUUAUUAUGAGUUAAAUUAGCCCUGCGCCCGCCCCCCUCUUCCACAUACACUGACCAGUGCUAAGCCCAGUGCUUUGGUAAGACAUCGUUAGCAUGGCAUGGUCACACACACCUUUAAUCCUAGCACAGAGAGGCGGGGGCUGGUGGUUCUGUGUGAGUUCAAGGCCCACCUGGUCAACAUAAUGAGCUCCAGCCUAGCCCAUGAGACCCUGUCUCAAAAAAACCAAAAAAUAAAGGUGUUCCACAUUAAAAGGGGAGUUAAUUUGUUCCUUGAGAUUUCUGGUUUUGGGGCAUUUGUUUAAAAAAAAGGGUAAGUAUUGACUAAUUGUCUUUGGAGCUAAUAAUCCUAACAGCCUCAGACUAAAGUACCCUACAUUGCCUCAUGCAGUCCUUCCUUGCAUUUAACAUACCUGCCCAUUAAUUUCACACUAGGAUGGUUCAGAGUGUGCAAUAAAGGGAGCAAGAUGGAGGCACUGGAUUUCCUUUGUUGAGACGGUUUUAUGGGAAGUGUUGAAUGUGCUACUCUGAAUCUUAAGAUGGGUUUCAUUUUCACCACAAGCCACUCUUGUAUUUUUCAGUAGUUAAUAACUUGCUCUAGUCACAGAGUAGCACUAGUUACCGAGUGAAUUUGUAGUUCCCUCAGGUGUUGGGCCCUCGUGACCCCCACGUGGCUGGCACCUUGGGUGUGUCUCACUCAGUCCUCUCUGCAUCAGGUAGGGUCGCUGGGGAUGAACCGCUCAGUCUACUUUUGUUCACCGUUCUGAAGUCACGGUAGUAAGCUGGGCAGUUGACGCGAACCAGGUUUGGUCCUCUCUCUACUAGGUUAUUCCUUUACAAAGUUGUGUAAUAUGAAGCAAAUUUUGAGAAAUAUUCCUAUAUGUGUUCAGAACCUUUUAUAUGUAUAACUCUGAUUUAUAACCAAAUGUGGAUAAAGAGAAAUGUGGACAAUGUUUUAGA
Messenger RNA from Peromyscus leucopus (white-footed mouse), 1921 nucleotides. RefSeq names its product family with sequence similarity 177 member A1 (gene Fam177a1). Lineage: Eukaryota; Metazoa; Chordata; Mammalia; Rodentia; Cricetidae. The transcript has 5 exons. The coding region runs from base 253 to 798 and encodes 181 amino acids. The record is from RefSeq and is a predicted model, not a curated record.